AUGACCGAUCUCGUUCGGCAGGGCUUCAUAUGCCCUUUCUGUAUGUGUGACUUGGGAGAUUUCCCAAGUCUGCAGACGCACGUUGAAACAGUUCAUCCAGAAGAAGAGGCGGAGGGAGAUUUAACUGAUGUGGUUCUGCAGAACAUGAAAGGUCUCUUCGACAAAGCCAAAAGAGGAAUUCGAAAAAUUGAUGCUAAAGUUUCUUUGGAUCUUGCUCAAGUAAACGUCGGAGUUUCCAACAGCAUGACUAACUUGUCAAACUACGCUAAUGCAGUACAAGAUAAAGCACGUCCACGGCCUGCUCCCGUAAUUCGUCCUCCUCCUGUUAGAGCAGAAAUCGGGAUCGUGCGCUCUCACAAGGAGCUUUUUAUCCAGAAUCGAGACGCAUCCGUCAAUGAAAGUGCUGUAAGAACCAAUAUGUUGAUUAUUCGGCUCGAUAGGCUUAUCAACGAACGCCCCAACGACCCUUCCAAAAGAAAAGACUUCGAAAGAGAGAUUGUUCCAUGGUUAGAUGAUAGAGACUCUACUGUUUGUCCGUCUUGUGCAGCCAAGUUUGGUCUCACAAGACGACGGCACCAUUGUCGUCUUUGUGGGAAAGUUAUGUGCCAUCAGUGUAGUCGUUUCUUAUCUUUCCUUUCUGCAAGAAAGCUUACUAACCCGUCGUUAUUAUCCUAUACAGAACCAGAAGAAACGAUAACCCAAGAGCCCGGCUCUCCAUCCCAUGGACGGAAGUUAUUAGAAAUUACUCAAAAAACUACUGAAAAAAUGAAAAUGUUCUUCGAAGGGGCUGUGAGUAAAAUAAGUAAUGAUGGAUCGGAAGGUAGUUUGGGAUCAUUACUCCAACAGGAUGCUACUGAAUGUUUGCGCGUUUGCACCUCAUGUCUAACGGAUCUUAGAAGAAGGGAAGAAAUGAUGGAACAACAUGUUGCUCCAGCUUUAGCAGAGCAAUAUGGAACUUUAGAUAUUUCUCUGAGAGAAAUAGCCUCGUUAUCCCCAGGCUAUAUUCGAAUGGCUUCAAGUAUUAAUAAUGGCGAAACAAUGUAUACACUCAGAGAUGCUGAGGAAAUGCGUCAAAAGAUAUAUCAGAAACAAGCCCAAAUCGACUCUUUAAGUAAACGUAUUCUCGAAGGCGGUGACGAGAAAGCUUUAAAAGAGCUGCAGCUGCGCAAAAAUAUUCGUUAUGUUGCCAUAACAACUUUAGAAGAAGUUAUUUCUGGGAUGACAUCAUUACCAACUCCUGAGCAAUAUCAGAAAUUGGUUGAAAAACACAAACAAAUCAUUGCAAGGCAAAUAGAAGAAGCAAGAGCUUGUCAAAUUGAUAAACCGCCUAAACUGGUGACACAGAAGCCUCCACUGUCCUCUUCAUACAGUAGCCCGAUCACGACAGUUAGCUCACGCACGAAAGCAACAGACGAGGGAUGGACACCGAAUCAAACGAGAGCUUACAAUCCGUUUUUGGAUGAAGAAGAUAUGCAACAUCCCAUGUAUGAGCAAAGAGAUAUCAUCAAAGGGUACUUGACGCAAGCUGUUGCCGCUGGACGUCUAGAAGAAGUGGACAUGUUAGAGCGGAACUUGAAAGAUUUAGAGGAGGAGAUGAGAAAGAUGGGUUUACAAACACAUUAA
Auanema sp. JU1783 is the source of this 1623-nucleotide messenger RNA. The record is from the annotation of a GenBank genome assembly. Lineage: Eukaryota; Metazoa; Nematoda; Chromadorea; Rhabditida; Rhabditidae.